Molecule: messenger RNA, 186 nt
Organism: Perkinsus marinus ATCC 50983
Lineage: Eukaryota; Perkinsozoa; Perkinsida; Perkinsidae
Exons: 2
Coding region: 1-186 (61 amino acids)
Source: RefSeq, a predicted model, not a curated record
AUGUGUGGAUUUGAUAUGCAAAUGUGUGGUAUUGUGGAGGAUAAACUUGCCCUUCGUGACGAAGGGGCGGAGCUCACUGAGUCCACGUCCAUGGACUCAAUCAAUGAAUUUGACAUAGGUCCCCGUUUCGAUUCCCGGAGCGAGCUGAAUCCCAUUCGUUUGCAGCUUCGUUCCAUCUAUCUCUAA